AUGCGUGGUGCUUGCGCCGCCUCCCCCGCCGGCACGGCCGCCGCCAGCAGUAGCGCAACUCCCAAAGUGACGCCCCCAGGGGCGCCCAGAGAGAAGAGUCACGAGUCGCUGGCCGAGCAGAUCGCCGAUUUCGGGUACGACGACAUCGAGGGCGGGAACUUGUUGGGAAAGCUGCUGGGCAGUUUGCAGGAGGACCGUCUCUCAGUGCAAGAGGCGGUGAGGGCGCUGGAAGCGGAUCUCCGGAGCCAGGCGCCGCGCGCAGCGGUGUCCACCAACCUCAAGGCGGACCGCAAGUCCAUCCCCUGCCGGCGAUGCAACGUGCUGUCGCUUCAGCUGGAAGCUUUGGCGCAGUCCAUGGUGGGCAUCGCCGGCGCGGCGUUUCGCUGGUCCUUGGAGGUGGCAGGCGCUUCUGAGGGUGACCGCCGCGGCUUGUGGAAGGAUAUGCUGGCGUACCUCCAGCCUUGCGCGCACGUGGAUGUGCGGAUCGCCUCAACGUCCGACGAGCUUUUGAAGUCUUUGGCCAAGGACGAGACGCCGGACGAGCUGCUGCGCUCUUUGGCUCCCACCCGAGCGCAAGAGCGCGCGGAGGAGCUGCAGAGACUGGCAGAGCUGGCGCCGGCGGAUGCGGCCGCGGCCUCCGGCGAGAGCGGCGCGCCGGAAGCUGCGGCGAAGGAGGAGGCGGAGGAGAGCCGGCCCAGGAGCGGCAGUCUGGUCUUCAGCCAGCGCCCCAGCUGGCAGAGCCGGCGCCAGAGCCAACAGAGCCGCCAAAGCAAGCAGAGCAAGAGUCGCAGCAGUCGCAGCAGUCGGCCAAGCAGCAGCCGAGCGUCCAGCGCCAGCAGCUCAUCCGGCUCGGCAUCCAAAAGCUCGCGGCGGACGAGCAAGGUGGAAAGCGCCGCGCCUGCGGCAUCUCCGGCGCCAAAGCAGCAGCCGCGGCGCCAAAGCAGCGCCAGCAAGAAGAGCAGCCGCCGUUCGGGCAGCGGAUCUUCACACACGAGUAGGAGCUACAGCAGUGGCUCCUACAGCAGCUCCAGCUCCAAGAGUUCCGGGGCCAAGCCCAAGGCGCGAGCCUAG
Effrenium voratum is the source of this 1071-nucleotide messenger RNA. The record is from the annotation of a GenBank genome assembly. Lineage: Eukaryota; Dinophyceae; Suessiales; Symbiodiniaceae.